AUGCGUAGAGCUGCUCCCUUCCGCGAGAGCCCGCUAGGUUUCCCGCUGCUUGGUGUUUCCGUCUUCUUGGCCGCGGCGAACGUCCGCUCGCGCACAGGCGGGCGGUUUGAAGAGGCGGAUGUGACGUCGGGAGCGGCGACUCAAGGCAGAAGCUGAAGGGGCUGUUGGAAGAAGCGGAGGGUAGGCUCGACUUGUCAGUGCUUCUGAUGGUGCAGGCCUAAGAAGUGAAGGGGAGGAGAGAAUAUUAAAUGUAUCCAAAGAUGAAAAGGAAAGUAGCCAAAGCUGGAGGAUUUAGACUUAGUCCUAAUGAAGAGGCUCUGCUGUUGAAAGAAGAACAUGAAAGAAGAAGAAAAUUACGGCUGCAGCAGGUUAGGGAGCAGGAGAGGAACAUUGCUUUGCAGAUAAGGCAAGAUGUUAAGCAGCGAAGAGAUCAGCAGCUGCAUCAGUUGGCAGAAGAACUGAAGGCAGAGUGGCAGAAAGCACAAGAUGAGAAGAUUAAAACCUUGGAAAAGCUUUAUCUGUCAAGCUUAAGAGCUGUAGGAGAAGGGCACAGACAAGCAAAGGAGAAUAAACUUGAUGUGGAGGCUCUGGCAAAGCAAGCCGAGGAAAGGAAACGAAGAGCAGAAAAGAGGCACAAGGAAGCCUUGAAGCAACAGAAAAACCACAAACAGAAGUUGCUAAGAGAGCAAAUAUGGAGAGCAAAUGCUCGGAAGCAUGCUUUGGACGUAGAAAAAGAAAGAGCCACCAAAAUUGCAAGCCUGCCUCCGCCUCCACCCCACCCUUUUGAUAAUGUUGAGUUGAAGAGUGUUCCUACAGCGAAAGUCUGCGAUGUGGACAGUUUUUCAGUUACUCGCCAUCAUCUCUUUGACCCGUACGUGGAUCGAGAAAUGGAUGUUGAUCAGCCAGAUGCUCGGUUGCUUGCUGAAGAGGAAGUCAUACGGCAGGAAGGACUCCAGAAUGAAGGCCAAAGAGAGAGGAGAGAGCAGCAAGAAAAAGCCCACCUAAGAGGAAAGCAUGCCUUGAAGAUGGUUCGUCUGGCACGAGACAGGGAAAAGCUUAUGCAAGAGCUUGAACAGAUGCAACAUAUGGACCUUGUACGCAGGAGACAGAUUGUUGCACAGAUGCCACCUCAACUGUUUGAACCAGCCUACAAGCGUGUGGAAAUCAAGGAGGACUGGCAGAGGGAGCUGGAGUGUGCUUUUGAAGACAUGUAUACUGCAGAUAAGAAAAUGAAAGGAGAUCUUGUUUUGCACCUUGACCCACAGCCUUUGCCAGCCCUCUCUAAUCGAUCUCAAGAUGAAGAACUGGAAGUCUCUCAGGAGCUAGAUUCUGUAUGUGGGAUGCCACCGAAAUCAGGAGAUGAAGUAAAAGACAAUGAGCCAGAUAGUAAUAAAAUGAAAAAGGCUCCCCAGGCUCAAGCAAAACCAGCUCUUAAAAAAUUGCUAGACAAGAUCAGGAACCAAAAAAGCCACUGGACAUCAGGCUGUCAACCAGAGACUGUUAGUGAGAUUGGGACAAUUGAGUCAGGAACAAUUAGUAGUGCAGAGAGACGAUUAUGUGAAUCGGAACCUGAGGAAGAACCAAUUGGUGAUCCUGUUUCUGAAGCCAAAGAAAUAUUGGAUCAAACUAUUGUUGCUGGUAAUGUAGUUCCAAGUCACCUACAAGAACAAGCAACUAAAAUUGGAAAGGAAGCAGAAAGACCAAGUCAGAUGGAGUGGCUAGAGCACCAAAAGCAGCAACAACUGGCCUUACUUCAGCAAAUUGAGGAGCAGAAGAUACGGCUGGAGGUUGAUCUGAGGACUCAAAUGCGGCAUCAGGAGGAAGAAAUGAAGAGAGAACAAGAAAAGAGAGUUCAGCCAUCCCACCAACCGCUACAGAUGAAUGGUGACAGCUCUGUGGUGCAUCAGCAGCUGGAAGCAGAACAUAGGUUUGAAAUGGCUACAGGGCCACAGAUGGCCAACCGCUCUAGAGAGGAUGACCCUAUUCAGAUGAUUCGUGACUACCAGCAACGUCUUCUAAUGCGGAACAGGAUGCACAAAGAGUCACUUGAAGAAGCCAGAAGGUGUUUACAGGAGCAUCAGAAGACGCUGAAACAAAGAUACCCAUCAGUGGCUGCUGCAGCAUUAUUAGAUCCUGCUGAAAGAUGCACACACCAGAGUUAUACUCCUGAACCAGCGCUGCACUUACAAAGAUCUGAUGUAUUGAAGAGACCUAACCUCGCAUCUCAGCCAUGUAAGAAUGUGCUUCUGCACUCUCGUCUAGAAGCAGUGCAGGCACAGCCACCUGAGCAUUCAGAACAUCCUUUGAUAAUGGAAGAGCCAUCAGAACAAAACAAAAAAGAGCAGAGGCUUGAUGACAACAGUGUGGGACAGGUCCAGCCUGCAUAUUCCCAGAAGAAUCAAGGCCCUUUUCAGUUGAUAUGGGAUUCCUUUUCACAUGAGGAGAAAGAAAAACUGGGUGUAUUAGGGAUGCCUGCCACACAGCCAUUGGCGUUUCAUGGGAUUCCAGGAUCAUUGUUGCCCAAGUCACAGGAUACGUCUGUUACAACUCAGCCAGUGGCUCGCACACAGCACAUCCGAUUCACUUUGCCUUCGGAAGCACUCUAUCCUGAGAAGUCAGUAUCUCAUGCACUUUUAGCAGAAAAGAGUCUGCUGCCAACAUCCUUAAAACAGCAGCAUAUACUGACAGAGAGUAGGAAAACGCCUACUUCUGGCCCAGAUCACUUUCCUCCUUUUCAGCCGCUCUCUUCUUUGCCCACCUCAUUAGAUAGUGAGACUGGAAGGACCCAGGAAUCCUGGGCAACUAAAGAUGGAUUAUUGCCCAGUUGUUCUAAUGUGGUAGAACUGAGGGAGAGAAUUCUGGCUUCCUCUGAGAGCAUCCAAGCUCAGCAAGAACACUUGAAGGCACUCCAGGACCAGCUGGAUGAGCAAAGGGAAGCUCUGCUUUCUCGGCAGAAGGUGCAGGAGGACUUGCUUAUGCAGAAGCAUGCCCGGUUGAAACAACAAAUGGAGGAGCAGCAAGAGGCUUUGAAAGGUUUUCUCAAACGGACAGAACAGUCCACCCUUUGCAAAGAGAUAACAAAGGCACAAGAGACUAACAGCUCAAGUUUCUUAGCAAUGCUAUUUAAAGAAGCAGAAGCAGAAGACGACAGCAGCCAAGGAGAGGUUGAGUUUUGGGACACAAAUAUCCAUGCUGAAAAUAAUUAUUUGGUACAAAAUAUUGGUUUAGCUGAGCAGGCUGAGAUAUUUCAAAAAGUUUGGGGAAGAGAACAGAAAUGGCGGCCGCCAAAACCACCUUUGGCAAAAGUCAAGCUAGGACUUGAUUUGGAACAGCAUGAACUUAGUGCUAUCCCAGAGCUUGACACGCCAAGGAGUGGCAGGCUUUCUACUCCAGGUCACAAAGAAUCUUUAACAGGAGAUACCUUCCUGUCUUCCAAUGUUGUUGAGCUGCAGUCUAGCAAAUACUUAAAUGAAUCUCUCCGUGAAGAAACAGGCAUACUAAGAAUUAUAGCUGAUUCCAGAAAACAAAGUUCUAAUGAGAGCACACUCAGCCAGGAUCAUUUAAGUAGAUCAUGGUGUGAGAAGUUGGGGAUGGAAGCUGGUGGCUUGCAGAACCAAGUCUAUCCCAGAGAACCUACUCAUGUGGAUCGAGAUUUACCAAGUACCACUGCUGAUACUGGAGGCAGAACAGCUGUGUUUUCUGACCCAUUACUUAGAUCAACUAGUGCGAUAACACUUCCUGCAGUACGGUCCCCUGAUUUGAUAAGUCCAUUGACUUCUGCACAAGAGGCAGCCUGCAGCUAUUUAUCUUCAUUUACUAUUUCAUCGGAAAGCUUUAUAACCAAUGAAAAUCCAGACAGAAGUCUUGCCAGUACAGGGUUGUGUUCAGCUAAAGAAGAUCCUAGGCAUAUCAGCUUAUCUCUGAAAGAGAAGGCAAACACUUCUUGGGAUCUUUCAGUUUCGAGAUGUAAUCAGGAUGAUUCCUCAGAUGCUCCUGAUCCCUCUCUGUCUUUUGGAGAAACGCCAUUCUUCGAAAGAAAUAAAAUUCAGCAGAUCAUAGACAAAUACAGAAGAGAUUUGAGCUGGUCAUCAUUAAGCAACAUAUCUUCCAUUGAUCCAGCAGUUGGACUUGAUGUUUCCGAUAUUAAAAGAAAUUUUCCAAAUUUCCAUCGUGAGCAUUUUCAGCCUUUGGAACCAAAUCCUGAUGUCAAUCCCUUCUCAUCCCUUUCUCAGUGCAAAAUAACUCGUGGCAUAAAAGACCUUGGCCAGAGUUCAGAUGUAUCCAAGAGUCAUGAAUUACUAGCAUCCACCUUGGAGGAAAGGCACAAUAGCCUUUCUUUCCUCAGUAUGGGAAAACAAAGUGGUCCUCUGCAAACAGAACAGGCUGAUGAGAAAGCAAAAGAGCAAAUCCAAGGUGCUGAAGAAUUUUUCCAAUACCUGCCUGUGGAGUCUGCCUUCAGUGACUUUAGCAAGAGUGCUGAUGAACCUGGUGACCUUAGCAUUGUGUCUGAACAAAACCCUGAAAUAAGAAAAUCAGCCGAGAGUGAUGUGUGUAGUUCACCUGAGGAUGUGCAACGUAGGGCGCUAGAAAGAGAUGAGGCGAACCUCCAUCCCUAUUCUCCCACUGAAAACUUUCGUAGCCCAAGUCUGAGUCCAGUGGAAAACGAGAACUCAUUUUAUCAGCUGUUUCCAGAUCAUGGUGCAGUGAAAAAUGCUCUUGGGCCAACCCAUUCCAGGAUGGAGGACCUGGCAUCCAGAGAGGAGAACCUUUGCUUUGUUGAACUACCUGUUGUGUCAACCAACAGGAAAUGUGAAAUGGUUACUGAGAAUGUGAUGGUGAAUGGGGAUUUGGAAAUGGUGCUGUCGCGAUGCACUUUGCAUGCUGUAGGAGGACAGAGUUCUCCAAGAAGGGAGACCAUCCUAAGUUUGCCUCCAGAAAUGAACUCUGAAGCCUCUCUCAGUCCUGUGCAAAGUUCUGUACAACAAAGUGGCUGUGUGCCAGAUGCUUUGCAGCAGCCAAAUGUGAAAACGACGCAAGCGAAAGACUCCAACUCCAGUGUGUUGCCAAUCAGCAUACCAGUAUGGGAGACUGAGACAGGGCGAGGCAUUAUGGAAGAAUCUGAAUUGAUUAUGAUAAGCUCUAAUGACAUCAGCACUGCUGAAUCGGAUUUGGACCUCUUUCACCAAGCAGACAACAGAAAUGAGAAAACGGAAAACCUAUCAUACAGUGACCAUUCUGAAGUUAAAAGCUGUCCCGAGGUAAAUCUCUUGAUGAGGAGAAGAUUUUUACCUUUAAAUUUCGAAGUGGAUGAUGACAUUUCCACUCAGCCUGAAAGCUAUCCAGUAAUAGCUCAAAACCCCAAAGAAGAUUGGAGUAAAAAAUGCAAGCCAACAGAGUUCACAUCUGCCUCUGGGAGCUUGCAGGAGGCAUUUUUGAAGCGGAAGAAAGAUUUCAUUGAGAGAUCCUCUAAGAGACUGGAGAAACUGAAAAGCAGAGAGCGAAAUUCUGAAAAGCCUCAGGAGAAGGCAUCUCAUCAGAUGAAAAGACAUCUUCAUAAACCAAAAGAGAACGUUCCAACUGCUGGAGCAGCUGUUAGUCAUUUGAAGAAAGUAGAAGUAAAAAUAUACUCUGCAGAUGACAGGAAGACAUCGGAGAUACAAAAAUACCAGCGUACUUCAAGAUUGUAUAAUAAUCUAACUGAAGUGAAAAUCAGAAAGGAAGAGAAAGACAGACAAGAAACUUAUGCCAGAAACCGGGAAAGGGCAAGGGAAUUUCAAAAGAGAACACUUGAAAAACUACGAGCCAAGAGGACACUGAAAAGCAUUCCCGCACUUUGAGAAUUGAAGAUAACUUCCUAGUGCAGGGUAAACUGCACUGAGGGGUAACUGUACAAUUAUGUAAGAUUAAGCACAGUGGUUUACAUUUACAACUAACUGUUGGGUAACAGAUCAAAGCUGUAUAGGUAUGUGUUGAGUUUCUUCAAUUAUGACUUAAUGAUUGUAAAGUGUUUUUUUACAUGUAAUAUGCCCUGGCUCAACAACCUUAUCUUUUAAUAAAAUCUAAACUUUAAUUUG
This is a messenger RNA of Hemicordylus capensis (graceful crag lizard), 6074 nucleotides long. It is a transcript of the gene CEP295, whose product is annotated as centrosomal protein 295. The coding region runs from base 249 to 5837 and encodes 1862 amino acids. Gene Ontology annotation, biological process: regulation of centriole replication. NCBI's taxonomy places the organism in Eukaryota, Metazoa, Chordata, Lepidosauria, Squamata, Cordylidae. The transcript has 29 exons. Gene Ontology annotation, cellular component: cytosol; centrosome; centriole. The record is from RefSeq and is a predicted model, not a curated record.